AUUAGGUUCCCUUUUACUAGAUCAUCGGCGAGUAUUAUUACAGUAUGCAUGCAACUUCACGAUGGUUCCGCGAUACCGGUACUGUACCGUCCCAAGCAUUGACAGGGGAGCUGACAUGAGUAUUCGCGUCACAUGCUGGUACAUGUACCUAAAUAAUGGCACCGAAUCGAGCCUGAGUAGUCGUUCAACCCUUGCUUGUUGGCUUCGCAUUUACCAGUAAGCUGCAAUGGGACUAGUAAAACCACCAAUGUCACACCUUUACUUAUGGCUGGGCGGCUUGAAGCAUUUUCUGUUCGCUUGUUCGCUUUGCUUCACAGCACGAAUGCUGCUCUGCUCGAAGACUGACUCGGCUCAGGCUGCCACUGUAAGUCCUCUUGACAAAUAAUCAGAACCAACCAGUUCGUAGCUACAGUACAGUAAACACCCCCACCCCCGAUACCACAAAGAUUAUACCACGAUGGCAGAGUUUCAAGACGACGCAAAACGCUUGGCCUUCGAGCCUGAUCAGACGGAUGCCAAAGGAGUGUUGGAUGAUGAACGAGAAAAGCUCGUCAUAGGCCUGUCGAGGGGCGCCGGAAAUACACGCUACACCAAUGCUGACAACAAAUUCAAACAAAACUAUCACCGGUUGGGUUGGGUUGUGCUCUCACUGUUUGCGUGGGUGUUUGUGGCCAUGGCCAUUUGUGCAGCUACUUUGCAAUACGUUAUCAUUCCUCGUGAGUCUUUUGGCAGGUGGAAUACAGAGAAAACGUACUCUACUUUUAACAACCCAGCAGUGGAUCUUGUCAAGAUCACAAUACCUCCAAUUCAAGCGUGGGUGCGAGGCUUGGACCAACCACAAGGAGACAUUGGCCGGAUACCCCUCUUGCCUGCGAACGACGACAGGCCAAUCGAUCCAAUAGAACGCCACUGCGUCGAGUCCUUCCUGGCUGCUGGGUUUUCGAUUGAUGGCAUCUUUGCUUCGGAUGCUGUCAUGACCCUUGCACAAUCUAGUGAGAGCAAGGCUUCUGAUGGAAUAAUGAAUGCUGCAUACUUGGCGUUUGCUAGUGAUUUGAGCCCAUUCAUUGAUUCGGCUGAAACCUUGGACUACACGCUUCGAUUUACCGGCUACGACAGCAAUGGCAAGACCUGCAACUUCGCUGUCCUGGGAAUACAGCAGUUCAAAUUCAACAAAGACUACUCAGCUUUUCCCAUCACAUCCAAUGUUACGACUGGACUGUCGAUUACUUUUGAUGCGAAUCAAGGAAAGCUCACCAGCAUUCGCUUCCACAUCCCACGGGAGUUCCUCAACUUUCUCUUUGGUACUCUCUUGAACAAUGACCACAUGCGAGAGUAUGUAUGCUCUGUCAUGUCUGGAACGUGCGGCAUGGACCAAGAACAUGACAACCGUGGUGCGUCAUGUGAGGAGAAGAUAGCUUCCAUUCCUGUCAAGGCGGAAGUAAGCACCCAACAUGGCACUUCACAAAGCUGCAUAAUCCUCUAUGCAGUGCUUGCCGAACAUAACCCAGAGCACUGCCCCCGCAUCGCGACCAUACCAACGGAGGACAAGAAUGGCAAGAUCAGGUGUCCAGAUUCCCUCCUUUCGGAUUCGGACGCCACUGAAGGAACCGACCGCUCUUUCUUCGCUGACUGGGCGAAAGAUUUUGGCUACGAUCCAGACACUGGAUAUUCCCUGCGCUGUGACAGCAACAACUGUGAUGAUUGCCCCGAGGGAACAGUGAAUUGCCCUGUUGCUUUGGCGAACUCGUCGUUUCCAAUCACAGCAAUGACAACUGAUGACUUUUCUGGCUCAUCUGGUAUUGAAGAACUGGCCGUCAAACUGCAAGAGAUCGUUCCAAAGACCUCCCCCACUUCUGUUGAGUACGUUUUACAAAACCUUGGGCUAUCAAAUCUCCCUUCUGUUCGAGCUUUGCUACAACCAUACUUGGCUGUUCCCCAGGACCUAAUCCACAAAUACAACCAGUCCAGUACUUGUUUGCAAUCAAUGGAUCCUAUGACCAGUCUCGCUUAUGUAUUUCUCAAGAAAGAACUCAGUACAUCAGUGGAUGGGACCAACAAGCAUGACAUCGGCUCAGCUUUUGUUACGUUCGCCAGAAAGAAUCGAGGUGUUCUCGAGUAUUUUGUGAACCAAGCCGCCGUAUACGACGAGCUCUCGUUGGCUGCACUGCGGGACACCCAGGUACUCAACGAGAUCGUCGAUGCAAUGAUUCACGAGCAACGCCUUGUUAGAGAAGAGAGCAUUCAGAAACACUUCUCCAAGGAUGAGGCCGAUGAACUGAUCAAGGUGUACCGUGCCACAGCCUUGAGCCUGCGACUGUUCGCCAAGGAGAUUGCUGAAAACUCAAACGAUUCAGCCCGGACUAGGCACAAGGGCCUCAUCAUGAACCUGCUUGGAUUGGUUCGACGCGAUAUCGAGCGACAAUUGGAGGACAAUGGACGAGUUGGCUUGGCUUUAGCUUCCAACGUUCAGUUUGGGCCUUCAAAUGACGACACUUCACAAUGGAUCGUAGGGCAGGAAUUCUUAUCGACUCACUUGGCUUGGUCCGUAGCUUCCAUUUGGGGUUCCUUGCCGUUGGACUACCUGGGCUCUGUUCUCAUCCCCGCUGUCUCGUGCAGAGCUGCUGGCAAAGAGAGUGGCUCUUUCCUGGCAAUUCAAUCGAUUUCUACCUGUCUCUCCCUCAUGCAUCAGCUUCAACCUCCCAAGACAGCGGUUGCAUUCAUUGGAGCUCGCAAAUUUUCUGAGCUAAAAGACUUCUACGAGAGCCAGUGGUCGGACAACAUAACAAAAUCCCGAUACGAAACGGCUGCAGCAAUGGGGGAGUCCAAUCUCCGACACGCGAACAUCGCGAGUCCAUCAUUUGAUCGAAUUGAGGAGAUGUUGUUUGAGCUUUGCGGACGAUUCUGCCAUUAUGGGUCAUGGGGGAGCACCGGCACUGCAGUCUUCAUGUCCAGCUUGGACAACGAUACAUGGAAUCUGUUUCUUCUGUUUGUUGUGUGGAUAACAAUCGAGUUGUCGGGCUUGGGUUUGGAGCUCAUGGUGUACGUUUUAGUCCUGUUGCGUCGCGGCUGGACAGAGAAAGAAGACCGCGUGUUCCAGCUAGGCCAGUUCUUCUUUCCUCUGCUGGCAGUGACCGCCUUAGGCCUUUCAGUGAAAGGGAACUACAUGGCUUUGCCUUUCAUUGUCCUGGGACACUGGAAAUUCGGUUUCCCGGAAACGUUGCUUUACCAAUUUGUCGCUUUGUUCGGAGAGGCGCCCCUCUUCCGCGCGGUUGCACCAGGAAGGUUUGACCUACCACAAACUCAUAUGUAUCGUCACAUGAGAUGGCAUGGGCAGACCCGUUCCAAUGUCGGAAGAGUCACUGAUUUCCUCAAUGGUACCGGCACUGCUCUGCAUCACGCUGCGGUUGCCAUUGGAGUUGCUGCCUUGCUAACUGGAGUUGCUAGAGCGGAUCGCUACGCCAUCACUCCUCCGUUGAUUCUUGCAAUGCAGCACUGGUUUACGCUCCUCUCGCCCAUUCACUUUGCAUCGUAUGUUGCUGUUCAAAUCCUGUUGGAAGUUGCAUUUGAGUGGGUCAUUUUCAGCGAACUUGAGUAUCUUGCAGGUAAUCACUGGGUAGCAGCCCUGAGUGCCUGUACCAUGGUGGUAGCACAUUGGCAGUAUUUUCUAGCUGGUGCAAUUGCCCUCACGGACCGUGCUCCAGAAGACGUCGAACCUCAUGCGGUGGAUCCUCUUUCGAAGUCUUUCCUGUUGUCACUGACGCAGGAUCAACGCUCCGCAAAGCUGUCCGAAAGCCGCAUGGAUGAGGAGGUAGUUGCGGUGGACUCCAGGAAAAAAAACGAUCACCCGCAAAAGUCAUCGAUUCAAUUUGAAGAUGGCUCCCCCCUCUGGGGUUCUACAGAUGAUACGUCUGUGUAAUGGAUCCAUUGACGGGGAUGUGUCAAAACCCCAUGUGCAUCCGGAAACCCCCUUAUUACGGCUUGUAUCCACCUUCACUGCUGUUAGGCCGGAAUACCGAAACUGUAAACACGAAAUGUAUGUGAGGUGAAUCCACUCUUUGAACACGUGCACGUCAAAUGCAGAUCUCAUGACGUACCCGAGAAUCGUCAAGGGGAGACACAAGAACCGAUGGAAGAGCUUCGUUGCUUUUUGUUUUCAAUGGAAUCCUUCCAAAGCAAAUGCCCCAUGCCACUGAUGGUCUCAUUUCCGGGCUGUUCUGUAAUCCUCAGGGGAUCGACAGCAUCCAUGUGUAGAUAUCGGCAAGCUUUGAUGCAGUAAUUCCCACACUAUGUCCUCUGACUCUGCCCGUGAAUCCUUCUUGGUCUGUAUCAUAUCGUGUGUAGAGAACGAGAGAAGAAGUAGUGACAGAACGCAACGAGGUCACCAACUGGUCGCUGUAUGCCACGGGAAAGAUCACAUCGUCCGCCGAAUGAAAGAUCCACAUGGGGACGUCCUUCAGUCGUUCCAGUGCCAACUUUGGCAAAACACCGCUAAAGCCGUAGGCACAAAUGAUACAAGCUUUGAACCGUCGUGUGGUCGCCAGUUCCACGGCCACUGUGGCUCCAUCACUAAAGCCAAAGAGAAAGACACGGGCCGGAUCAAUGUUGGCGGGACAGCCUGCCUCUUGGCCCUGUUCGCUGCAAACCCAUUCUACGAAUCGCAGCAACUUGGACCGAGGUUCUUCGUAGAAGGAUUGUUUUCCAGCGGCAUAUGGGGCCACCACGGCAAAGUUAUCAGUGGCCGUCUCGGGAGCUGUAUCGCAGGCAAUCAAACUGGGUAGCAGCCCUGCAUGUUCCCCCUUUGGGUCUGCCAAACUCCACACAGUUUCAUCGUUCUUUCCUGCUCCAUGCAAGACAACUAGAAGGGGUAUCUUCUUGUCCUGGUUAUUGCUGGCACUUUUUGGAUUCGAAUAUACCAACGCCGGGUAGGUAUUGGGAUCCGUCACAGACUUCAAAUAAUAAUAAUCCUUCUUUUUGCUUCCCGUGACACCCAAAGCUGCCUUGCUUCCACUUCCGACGAGAAAAGGAGGAAUGAUGGCACUAGAGACUGCAAGGACAUUGACGCCAAAAAGACGGGGCAACAACUCCCGACGGGCAAGCUCGGCCGUGCUGUUGCUCUGCCGUUGUUGAUGGCAGCACAGAUCCGUUUCUCUUCUUUCGACCGGUACAGCCGCCAAUGCAGAACGCCCGUAGCUAGCAGACCGAAACAGAAACCCAUAAACAGUACUGAUGUUGCUACAUGUAGCGAUGAACGGAAGCAACAGUGCUAUCCAUCGGGACAUGCUGGAGGAUCUGUUGUUACUGCACCGUUCUCUCGAAGGGUCGACAACGAUGGCAACAUCGCACAAGGAUCCAAAUCGAAAGAUCCAAAAUCGAAUCGAUUGAAUCGAAUCAAUCGAUCGAAGUCCAAAAGAUUCGAUUCACUG
This is a messenger RNA of Seminavis robusta, 5423 nucleotides long. Lineage: Eukaryota; Bacillariophyta; Bacillariophyceae; Naviculales; Naviculaceae. The record is from the annotation of a GenBank genome assembly.